Molecule: messenger RNA, 801 nt
Organism: Mycena citricolor
Lineage: Eukaryota; Fungi; Basidiomycota; Agaricomycetes; Agaricales; Mycenaceae
Source: the annotation of a GenBank genome assembly
AUGUCAGUCAGCUGCGGACAUGAUUAUUCCUUGUGGUCACCGGCGUCCUCGUCCUCGUCUUCGUCGAGCUCGCCCAUCCACCCCGCAUCCCUGGUUGAUACACAACUGCACUCUUCUGCCUUGUUGCAGCUUAUUGACGCACCUGUUUCACAUGCUUUCCUCGACUACAUCGCAGAAUACGUCGCCGAGGUCGUUGACUUCGCUCUAGGCUGCGAUGACCCCAAACACGCCGAGCCCACGCGGGGCCGAUCAGGCCGCUGCACCACGCGCCUCGCUGACUUCAUAGCCCUCACGAUCAAGCGCGCCGAAGCGAGGGCAUCCACUCUUCUGGUUGCGCUGGUGUACAUCGCACGCUCCCGCACGCACCUCGCGAUCUCCUACCGGCACGGAGCAGCCGAGCGCCUGUUCCUCGGUGCGUUGAUGACCGCGAGCAAGUACACCCAGGACAAUACGCUGCAGAACGUGCACUGGGCGCUCAUCAGCGGCGUCUUCGGCACAGCUGACGUGGGGUUAAUCGAGCGCGAGUUUCUGGCGGUGCUGGACUGGGAGCUCGGUGUCAGCGAGGAGGAGGUGGUCGUACAUUGGGAGGGGAUCAUCGGUGGCGGCGGCGUAGCUAUUCCCGAUAUAAACGAGGAGAAGGAUCACUCUCUACCGAGCGCCGAGCCGGAGCCGUCGAGCCCAGUUAGCAAUUUCGCCGCCGGCUCGAAACUGCCCACACCCGCGCAUCCCACUUCUCGCCCUGCUCCGGCUAUCGAUCACAAGCAUAUCGUCACCUGUGUGCUCUCCUGGCCGUUUGUGUGA